Molecule: messenger RNA, 1131 nt
Organism: Penicillium brevicompactum
Lineage: Eukaryota; Fungi; Ascomycota; Eurotiomycetes; Eurotiales; Aspergillaceae
Exons: 4
Coding region: 1-1131 (376 amino acids)
Biological process (GO): spliceosomal complex assembly; regulation of mRNA processing; protein phosphorylation
Molecular function (GO): protein kinase activity; ATP binding
Source: RefSeq, a predicted model, not a curated record
AUGGGCGAGCAACCCAAAAGAUUUGACUUGAGUCUGUUGAAUCCAGGAAAUGAUGAACUCGUCAAAACCUAUGAGCCUAAUCCGAUCCACACGUACCCAGUCAGCGAUACAGAAAUUCUCAAAGACAGAUACCAGGUCAUUUCAAAGAUAGGAUAUGGCCCUACUGCGACGCUUUGGCUCGGUAUAGAUAUGGGAAAGGCUGAGUGCGAACUUGUCGCGCUGAAGAUCUACGUGGUGCAGCACAGGCUCAAGGUACUCGAGAAGUCUCUUGCCCCCAAGAAAUACCCCAGGGCCCAGUACCCUUUUCGAAAAGUUCUUGACCAGUUUGAAUUCACCGGCCCCGAGGGCAAACACAUCUGCGUUGUCCAUCAACCCUCAGGUAUAGCUAUCGAUCAGGUCAAGUUCGGAGAAAAAUUGGAUCUUGAUACGAUGAGAUCGUCAAUACGACAACAGCUAGUCAUGCUGGAUUAUUUGCACACAGAUUGCCAUACAACCGCUCGUAUCUAUACCAAUACCCAGCCCAAGGAGAUCGAAAAUUCUAACGAAUUGAUAGUUGCGCAUCCAAUCGCAUUCAAAGAGGCAUAUCCAAUGCACGAGCACGAGGCCAAUGAGCUUACAGUGGCUCUCUUACCGGGAGAUGGAAUUCCACUUCUGGUACCGGACUGGUCAAAGGAUGAUCAACCAUCUUGCUGCGUGGCUAAACAUGCCAGAUCGCCCGAGGAAAUACUGAAGACACCACUGAACUUCAAAAGUGACACAUGGGCCAUCGCCAUAGAGGCCUGGGACCAAGUGAGUUCCCGAAACUUGAUAAGUGGAAGGAAUGAGGAGGGGGCGUUCGAUGACCGAGUCCAGAUAGCAGAGCUAGUAGCUCUCCUAGGUCCUCCAAGCCCCGAGUUCCGGAAGAAAAUGCCUCUGGGAUCAAUCUUUUGGGACGAAAAGGGCCAAUGGACUGGACAGGUGCCUAUACCAGAUCGUAGCUUGGAGAAGCUAGCAUCUGGAGAAAUUGACGGCGAGGAUCUGGAUGGGUUCUUGCAGUGGAUGCGCAAAGCGUUGCAGUGGGACCCUGAAGAUCGGCCCACGGCCUUGGGGUUAAUGCUCCAUGAAUGGAUGGCUGAGGGGUCAAGACUCUGA